This is a messenger RNA of Lycium barbarum (goji berry), 2851 nucleotides long. RefSeq names its product putative E3 ubiquitin-protein ligase RING1a. Lineage: Eukaryota; Viridiplantae; Streptophyta; Magnoliopsida; Solanales; Solanaceae. The transcript has 10 exons. Bases 107 to 1477 code for a protein of 456 amino acids. The record is from RefSeq and is a predicted model, not a curated record.
UUUUUCUUUUGUUCACUUGUGUUUCCCAGUCUCCACCACCAUACACCAACGCCACCACCGUCGCUUACAACCUCACCACUGGCGUCUCCUCAUAUUUGAAUAGUCAAUGCCUGCUCAAAAACGUCCAUACGAUACUUCUCCUACUCCUCCACCUCCACCUCCACCUGACGACGAAAAAGACGACGAUGAUUCCUUACAAACUAAUAAUAAUCAAAAUCACGACGAGGAACAACCCGAUGACGAUUCGGAUGGAACUACUUGUUCGAGCGGCGUGGAGAAAGAUGAAUUUAUCACUCUGAGACUUUCAGAAGUUCGCAAAGAAGUACAGUGUCCUAUAUGUUUAGGCAUUAUACGAAAGACCAGAACAGUUAUGGAGUGCUUGCAUCGCUUUUGCAGAGAAUGCAUUGACAAGUCUAUGCGAAUGGGGAACAAUGAGUGUCCUGCUUGUCGUACCCACUGUGCUAGUCGCCGUUCUCUGAGAGAUGAUCCGAACUAUGAUGCUCUAAUUGCACUUCUAUACCCAGAUAUUGAUAAAUAUGAAGAGGAGGAAUUGGCUUUUCAUGACGAGGAGAAAACUCGAAAUAAGCUGAUACAAGCUUCAAUUGCACAGACAAUACGGCGACAAUCCGAAGCACUGGGAAGGAAACGGACCGCCAGAGCUACAGCAGCAGCUUUUGCAAGGAGAUCUCAGGGAAGCUAUCGGAAUUUAAGGGGAAGAAGAAACUUUCAGGGUGCUGAACACCAUAUAUCUGAUGAGGACGAAGAUGGUAAUCAUGAUGUUGGCAAGGAUUCUUCCUCUGCUGAUGAGCGCUCGGUAGAAGUCAAACCAAAACGGUGCAAAAAGAGGGUAGGACGGCCUUCCCAGGCUUCAGCAGCCAGUGACGAAAAUGAUGCAGAAACAAACCAAGAAUCAUUAGGCGCAUGUAAUGGACUUAUUCGUUGUUCAGAGAUUCUUGCCUGGGGAAAAGGUGGCAUGCGAAGUAACACCAGGCAUGGGGGUCUUGGUGGAGGCACUGGCAAGUUCUCCAGGAACAGCCGAGUCUCAAAGCUAAUUGAUCAUCUAUGUCGUUCGGAUGAAAAUGAAGGGCAGUUGGAUGUCAGACUUAUGCUUGUUUCCUUGUCCGAAGAGGAUAUACCAAGUUUGCAACGACCUUACCUUUGCUGCCGGCCAACUAUGGAAGUUAAACAUUUGAGCCAGUAUGUAGCUCAGCAGACUUCCAUAGAGGUUGGUGAAAUCGACAUAGUGCUGAUAAAAGAGAUAAACGCCACUGACAACCCUUCAAGUUCUGAUAUCAUGACCAUUUCCAAACCCAUUGUUGGAGAUCCUUCUAAAAUUGAAAUCCAUAUGGUGAAAGAGCAUCAAACUUUGGGGGAAAUCGAAGAUACAUGUGGUUUUAACCAGCGUAAUCUGAUCUUGGCAUACCGACGAAAAUCAAAGAAUAGGACAGAUCAUGAUGAAGGGAAGGUGACCAUGUAGUUUUGGCUAUAUACAGAAUAUAAUACAUGACAAGAAGUGUAAUUUCAACUGGGGUUUGGAGUUCUCUGUAAAUCCAUAUAGAAAGUAAGUAGUUUAGUAAGUGGUAUCAUACACAUGUAGUUCAUUAUUCAGGAAAGGUAAUCCCCUCAACUAUUUUGACUCAGCGUUUAUUCACCUUGAAGUGGUUAUGAACACUCGUGUAAUGGUUUAUUUACCUUUUUAUGGACUUGUUUCAUGUAGUGUGAUCCAAGUGAUUAAUAUAGCGUUAACUAGCCAAGACGUUGGCUUGAUGCAUCGAUUUUUAAGAAAAGAAUGGUUUGCUUCUGUGACAUUUAACCAAUCACGACUUUUCUUGGUUAUAGACUUACGACUAAUCAUGAAAAGGAUCUGAACCUUUCCUUUGCAAAUUACAACUAGCAUGUUAUUAACCUUCUGUUGCUUGCUUAAAGGCAUUACAAAUACAAAAACGUCGCCAAUUUAUUUCUAAAAGAUUAUUCAUAGUGUCAUGCUUUGGGAGGAAGAUGUUUAUUGAUGACUUUUGUUUGGGUAUCUACCCUUGGUAAAGGAUUGGUGUUUGCUUGAAAAAUGGGCGUCUCAUUUUAGGAUAAUCGUGGGGUAUGUAAGAUUUCCAUCUCGUGCACGUAGGAGAUGAUGAAUAGAUGUCGCUGUAGACCAACUCCGGUUUCUAGUUUCCUUUUUUAACUUUGGUGAAGGGAAAGGAAAUUCUCUUAGAUUUCUUUUCCCGCUGUGAAUAGUUAAAAGGGGAAAGGUAGAUGGGAGUGGUUUUUCGUGGAAUGGUGGACCUUAACAAAGUUGUUUAUUGUUUUCCCCGGUUGAGUGAAGAAAAUAUCUCGAACCUUCAAUUGUUUGACAAUGCAACCUCCAUUAUUUUUCAACACAACUACAGCCUUGACGUUUACUUGAUUCAAUCUCUUAUUUUGCAACACGUCAUCUCAGGUGACAUUCAAGACAGGCCCACAUAUCUUACCACUACCUAGAGUGGACGAUCAGCUACUGCCAAGUUUCAUUGAAUUAAUUUUUAAUUGAAACCAGAUAAACAUGAACUUGCAAAGCGAUAAUCACACUUGACCAAAUGGCAACAAAACAAAAACGUCACAAUAUUUAUUUCAGAUAUUUAAUAUUAGGAAUAGUAAACAAACAUAGACCAACUGGUCUACCAGCAACAGUACAGUAAUAGUAGCAACUUCGUUUGGAGCUGGAAAGCCACUAAUGGCCAUUAAAGCUUAUAAGUCAUCUUGGAAAACCUAAUUACAACAUGCUAUUGGAGUACUUUAAUACAUAAUUCCCAACAGAAAACCAUAAAGACAAAUAAAGAUAAGCUUCCAGUAAUCCGUGCUUUCAUCAGCAAAGCAA